Molecule: messenger RNA, 1240 nt
Organism: Copidosoma floridanum
Lineage: Eukaryota; Metazoa; Arthropoda; Insecta; Hymenoptera; Encyrtidae
Product: STING ER exit protein
Biological process (GO): endoplasmic reticulum to Golgi vesicle-mediated transport; endoplasmic reticulum membrane organization
Source: RefSeq, a predicted model, not a curated record
UGGAUACAUGAUACUGAUGGAUGCUUCAAGGAAUUAUGUUUGUGCACUAAAUUUGCGAAGGUGUAUACUUAUAAGUAUUAAAUGAUAACUAAAUAAUUGGAAGUUAAUGAUACAUCAGUUUAUGCAUAAUACACGCUGAACGCACGGUAUGCCAGACGACGCAAUAUCACGAAGUCACCGUCAGUGCAGUCAUCACGAUCACGAUGCGAUUGUCGAAUAUUGUUUUGGGUGUAGACGAAACAUUUUUACCGACAGUACAGUGAUUGACAUUUAUCAACUGCUAACACUACCGCCACCGACAAUAUCGAUUAUCAAUUUGAAAUUCUCUACCUUAUCUUCUACCAUACCCAUAUGAUAUUUAAUAUAUAUAGAUAUAUCGAAUAAUCGAAUGCUGUUUACCUCAUGCAUGUAAUGUCAACAAACGUGUAGAAAUACUAAGGAGAGAGUUAGUGGUACACUAGAUCUACUUAAUUGUUAGUGUAAGCAUCGUAAUUAAUUUUUUUAGCGAUUCCAAAAUAAAAGCAGAAUAUCAUUUUACGGAUUCAAGUAAAUCUUUUCAUUCGAAAUGCCGAAAGUUGUUUCAAGAAGCAUUGUAUGUUCUGAUACCAAAGAUCAAGAGGAAUACAGCGAAGAAAAACCUCUACACACUUAUUAUUGUAUAUGUGGGCAAAUGACACUCAUUCUUGAUUGUGCCUUGGAAAAAUUGCCUGUACGAAAAAGAGAUGGUGCGAGAAUUAUUGAUGCUGGCAAACAUGCUCACAAAAUGACCUCUGAGCAAGACGAAAUUGUUUAUUUGAAACGACCACAAGGCAUCGAACAGCAAUAUCGUCAAAAGUGCAAAAAGUGUGGACUACUCCUAUAUUAUAAACAUAAAAAAACACCAAACGUUGUUUUCAUUGUCAAAGGUUCUGUUGUCAAAAGUUCAGGAGAAGGCCCUAUGACUGACAUUUACAACCAAGUAGAAUUGGAAAAACCGAAAAAAGUUAUGGUUACAAAACAUACUAAAAAUAUGGGCAAAUUCAGCUCUGUUACGGUUUCAACAAUUGAUGAAGAAGAGGAUGAAAUUGAAGCUAGAGAAGUUGCAGAUUCUUACGCAAACAAUGCUAGAAUUAUUGAGAAACAAUUGGAGAGGAAAGGCAUGAACAAACGAAAAUCAGCGGCGCCUCCAACAGCUGAUAAUAAAAAGACAAGAGGAACGUUAUUAGAUUUUUGAUAAUUAACUCCGUAAUGCAAUCUACUC